UGACAGAUAACCAUCAUGUGAAUGCCAGUCACUCCCCCCAUAAAACUCCUUUCCUUUUAAACCCACCCUAUUUGUGGUUCUUCACACAUACAUUCCUUCACUACUUUCCAUUUUGGACAACUAUCAUUCCCUUUUCUUCUUUCUAAUCUUUUCAUUCACCAAACCAAAACUAUCUCCUUUCAUCUUCAUUUAUGGCUACUGAAGUUAGUGUCUCUGAUCACCCUGCGGUUAUUCACGAGGAAGUAAAGGAGGAGAUCAAAGAAACUAUACCUACAGAAGAAGUGAAGGAUUCACCAAAACCAAACGUUGAAGAAACUCCAUGUGUAACUGAAGAAACAACCGAGGAGAACAAACCUGAGCCUCUUAAUAUUGAAGAAGUAAAGAAAGCUGACGAACACGAGGCACCAACAGUUGAAGAAUUGCCUGUGGUAAUUGAAACAAAAGAAAACAAAACAGAAACCGUAAAAGUUGAAGAAGAAGAAGAAGAAGAACAAACCCUGAAAACUGAAGCAAUGGCUCUGGACAAUGAAACCAAAUCGCCUGAAGUUGUAGCAGAAGAGAAGAAACCCGAAACCGGAACCCUGAAGAUCGAAGAAGUGAAGCCAAUAACUGAGGUUCCUCCGGUUGAACCUGAAGUUACUGAAAAGAUUGAAAAAGAACCUGAAGUUGAGAUACAUAGUGCAAAGAUCGAUGACUUGAAGGUCGAAAACCCAACGGCUAAAGACAUGGAACAAGUUGCGGAAAAGAAAGUAGACGAACAAGUAGAUGUAAAGAAAGAAGAUGAGCCAGUAGUUGAAGCAAAACAGUCAGUCCCUCUAGAUGAGAUUGCUGUAAUAAACAAGCAGGCUGAAACUGAAGAAAAGAAAGAGUGUGAUCAUCCAGUAGUUGGAGAGAAACAACCAGUCCCUCUAGAUGAGAUUGCUGUGCUAAACAAAGAGGCUGAGGUUGAAGAAAAAAAAGAAGAAUGCGCGAAAGAAACUACCGAAACCGUUGAAUCAAAAGAAGCGGCUGGAACACACCCUAUUGUUGCUGAACAAAUUGCUAAAGAAGUUGAAAAUGUGAAAGAAGACACCAAGGAAGCAAAAGAAGAUGUGAAAGAAGACACCAAGGAAGCAAAAGAAAAUGGAGAUGUAAAAGAUGAAAAAGUUGCACUAGAGCCUGUGAAAACUGAGUCAAAAGAUGAGAAAACAGUGGGUGAAACUAAGUCAGAGACUACUCCUAAAGAAGAAGAAAAAACAACUCCAAAGCAAUCAAACACACUUAUGGGAAAGGUUAAGAAAUCUUUCAUAAAAGCAAAGAAAGCAUUCACUUUGACAAAUAACACUAAGACCAACACUACCAACAAGACUCAAGAAGCCAAAGAAGAGGAGAAGGCUUGAACCAGAACAAACAUGUGAAAACAUGAAGACCAUAAAAUGGUAUAAGUAUUUGUUUUUUGAGUAUUUUUUAUUAUUAUUAUUCAUUUUAUUUGUUGUUUUGGUGGGGUUGGUUGGUUUGGGGAGGGGGUUGUUAUUUGUUCAUGUGUUUGUGGGAAUGUAACUGGCUUGCUUUUUGUUUUAGAAUGCAUACUGUGUUGUGGUGUGUAUAAUAGUUGGGAGUUUUGGCAUUGGUUUUUGUUAUUGUAUAGGUUCGUCUUAUUCUUUUCAUUGGAGUCGAACUUAUUGUUUGAACAUGUGUUUGUAUUGUAAUUAUAAACAGGAAAUAUAUUGAAUGUGAAUAUUAUUUGUAUCA
Helianthus annuus (common sunflower) is the source of this 1731-nucleotide messenger RNA. Its product is annotated as probable serine/threonine-protein kinase kinX. NCBI's taxonomy places the organism in Eukaryota, Viridiplantae, Streptophyta, Magnoliopsida, Asterales, Asteraceae. The coding region runs from base 192 to 1379 and encodes 395 amino acids. The transcript has 2 exons. The record is from RefSeq and is a predicted model, not a curated record.